Callorhinus ursinus (northern fur seal) is the source of this 3466-nucleotide messenger RNA. Lineage: Eukaryota; Metazoa; Chordata; Mammalia; Carnivora; Otariidae. The record is from RefSeq and is a predicted model, not a curated record.
CCGCGCCCCGGCCCCGGGCGCGCCAGCUCUCCAGACGUCCGCGGUCCGGCCGGCGUGUGCUCCUCCCGCGGUUGCCAGCACCGUUUCCUCCCCCGGCUCGGGAGGGAGGCGGGAUUGAUCUUCGAUCGCGAAGAUGGCUGCUGGCUGCCUGCUGGCCUUGACUCUGACACUUUUCCAGUCUUGGCUGAUCGGCCCCUCGUCGGAGGAGCCGUUCCCUUCGGCCGUCACCAUCAAGUCAUGGGUGGAUAAAAUGCAAGAAGACCUUGUCACGCUGGCGAAAACAGCAAGUGGAGUCAAUCAGCUUGUUGAUAUUUAUGAGAAGUAUCAGGAUUUGUAUACCGUGGAACCAAAUAAUGCACGGCAGCUGGUGGAAAUUGCAGCCAGGGAUAUUGAGAAACUUCUAAGCAAUAGAUCUAAAGCUCUGGUGCGCUUGGCUUUGGAAGCAGAGAAGGUUCAAGCAGCCCACCAGUGGAGAGAGGAUUUUGCGAGCAAUGAAGUUGUCUACUACAAUGCAAAGGAUGAUCUUGAUCCUGAAAAAAAUGAGAGUGAGCCAGGCAGCCAGAGGAUAAAACCUGUUUUUAUUGAGGAUGCUAAUUUUGGACGACAGAUAUCCUAUCAACAUGCCGCAGUCCAUAUUCCCACGGACAUCUAUGAGGGCUCAACAAUUGUGUUAAAUGAACUCAACUGGACAAGUGCCUUAGACGAAGUUUUCAAAAAAAAUCGAGAGGAAGAUCCUUCAUUGUUGUGGCAGGUGUUUGGCAGUGCCACAGGCCUUGCCCGAUAUUAUCCAGCUUCCCCAUGGGUUGAUAACAGUAGAACUCCAAACAAGAUUGAUCUUUAUGAUGUACGCAGAAGACCAUGGUACAUCCAAGGAGCUGCAUCGCCUAAAGACAUGCUUAUCUUGGUUGAUGUGAGUGGAAGUGUUAGUGGAUUGACACUUAAACUGAUCCGAACCUCUGUCUCCGAAAUGUUGGAAACCCUCUCAGAUGACGAUUUCGUGAAUGUGGCUUCAUUUAACAGCAAUGCCCAGGAUGUGAGCUGUUUUCAGCACCUUGUCCAAGCCAAUGUGAGAAAUAAGAAAGUGCUGAAAGAUGCAGUGAAUAAUAUCACAGCAAAAGGAAUCACUGACUAUAAGAAAGGCUUUAGUUUUGCUUUUGAACAGCUGCUUAAUUAUAAUGUUUCUAGAGCCAACUGCAAUAAGAUUAUCAUGUUGUUCACGGACGGAGGAGAAGAGAGAGCCCAGGAAAUAUUUGCCAAAUACAACAAAGACAAAAAAGUACGUGUAUUCACAUUUUCAGUUGGUCAACAUAAUUAUGACAGAGGACCUAUUCAGUGGAUGGCCUGUGAAAAUAAAGGUUAUUAUUAUGAAAUUCCUUCCAUUGGAGCAAUAAGAAUCAAUACUCAGGAAUAUUUGGAUGUUCUGGGUAGACCAAUGGUGUUAGCAGGAGACAAAGCUAAGCAAGUUCAAUGGACAAAUGUGUAUCUGGAUGCACUGGAACUAGGACUUGUCAUUACUGGAACUCUUCCGGUCUUCAACAUAACGGGCCAAGUUGAAAAUAAGACAAACUUAAAGAACCAGCUGAUUCUUGGUGUGAUGGGAGUUGAUGUGUCUUUGGAAGAUAUUAAACGACUAACACCACGUUUUACACUGUGCCCCAAUGGCUAUUAUUUUGCGAUUGAUCCUAAUGGUUAUGUUCUACUACAUCCAAAUCUUCAGCCAAAGCCUAUUGGUGUAGGUAUACCAACAAUUAAUUUAAGAAAAAGGAGACCCAAUGUUCAGAACCCCAAAUCUCAGGAGCCAGUAACUUUGGAUUUCCUUGAUGCAGAAUUAGAGAAUGACAUUAAGGUGGAGAUUCGAAAUAAAAUGAUCGACGGAGAGAAUGGAGAAAAAACAUUUAGAACUCUGGUUAAAUCUCAAGAUGAGAGGUACAUUGACAAAGGAAACAGGACAUACACAUGGACUCCUGUGAAUGGCACAGAUUACAGUUUGGCCUUGGUAUUACCAACCUACAGUUUUUACUAUAUAAAAGCCAAAAUAGAAGAGACAAUAACUCAGGCCAGAUCCAAAAAGGGCAAAAUGAAGGAUUCUGAAACACUGAAGCCGGAUAAUUUUGAAGAAUCUGGCUACACAUUCAUAGCACCAAGAGAUUACUGCAAUGACCUUAAAAUAUCAGAUAACAACACUGAAUUUCUUUUAAAUUUCAAUGAGUUUAUUGAUAGAAAAACGCCAAACAACCCAUCCUGUAACACGGAUUUGAUUAAUAGAGUCUUGCUGGAUGCAGGCUUUACAAAUGAACUUGUCCAAAAUUACUGGAGUAAGCAGAAAAACAUCAAGGGAGUGAAAGCACGGUUUGUUGUGACUGAUGGAGGGAUUACCAGAGUUUAUCCCAAAGAGGCUGGAGAAAACUGGCAAGAAAACCCAGAAACAUAUGAGGACAGCUUCUAUAAAAGGAGUCUCGAUAAUGAUAACUAUGUUUUCACUGCUCCCUACUUUAACAAAAGCGGACCUGGUGCUUAUGAAUCAGGCAUUAUGGUAAGCAAAGCUGUAGAAAUAUAUAUCCAAGGAAAACUUCUUAAACCUGCAGUUGUCGGAAUUAAAAUUGAUGUAAAUUCUUGGAUAGAGAAUUUCACCAAAACAUCAAUCAGGGAUCCGUGUGCUGGUCCAGUUUGUGACUGCAAAAGGAACAGUGAUGUAAUGGAUUGUGUGAUUCUAGACGAUGGUGGAUUUCUUUUGAUGGCAAAUCAUGAUGAUUAUACGAACCAGAUUGGAAGAUUUUUUGGAGAGAUCGAUCCAAGUUUGAUGAGACACCUGGUUAACAUAUCGGUUUACGCUUUUAACAAGUCUUACGAUUAUCAGUCGGUGUGUGAACCCGGCGCUGCACCCAAGCAAGGAGCAGGGCAUCGCUCGGCGUACGUGCCAUCAAUAGCAGACAUAUUACACGUUGGCUGGUGGGCCACUGCCGCUGCUUGGUCUAUUCUACAGCAGUUUCUCCUGAGUUUGACCUUUCCACGGCUUCUUGAGGCAGUUGAGAUGGAAGAAGAGGACUUCACAGCUUCUCUGUCAAAGCAGAGUUGCAUUACCGAACAAACCCAGUAUUUUUUCGAUAAUGACAGCAAAUCAUUCAGUGGUGUAUUAGACUGUGGGAACUGCUCCAGAAUCUUUCAUGUAGAAAAGCUUAUGAACACCAACUUAAUAUUCAUUAUGGUUGAGAGCAAAGGGACUUGUCCCUGUGACACACGACUGCUCACACAGGCAGAGCAGACUUCUGAUGGUCCAGAUCCUUGUGAUAUGGUUAAGCAACCCAGAUACCGAAAAGGGCCUGAUGUCUGCUUUGAUAACAAUGUCUUGGAGGAUUAUACCGACUGUGGUGGUGUUUCUGGAUUGAAUCCCUCCCUGUGGUCCAUCAUCGGAGUCCAGUUUGUACUACUUUGGCUUUUAUCUGGCAGCAGACACUGCCAAUUAUGA